Messenger RNA from Cercocebus atys (sooty mangabey), 7649 nucleotides. RefSeq names its product SMAD family member 3 (gene SMAD3). Gene Ontology annotation, biological process: regulation of transcription by RNA polymerase II; SMAD protein signal transduction; cell differentiation. NCBI's taxonomy places the organism in Eukaryota, Metazoa, Chordata, Mammalia, Primates, Cercopithecidae. Gene Ontology annotation, molecular function: DNA-binding transcription factor activity, RNA polymerase II-specific; I-SMAD binding; RNA polymerase II cis-regulatory region sequence-specific DNA binding. The coding region runs from base 2063 to 3025 and encodes 320 amino acids. The transcript has 9 exons. The record is from RefSeq and is a predicted model, not a curated record. Gene Ontology annotation, cellular component: heteromeric SMAD protein complex.
CCUCUGUCUCCCAAAGUAUUGGAAUUACAGGCGUGAGCCACUGCUCCCGGCCCAGAGUCAGUUAUUCUUAGAGCAGGUGUUCUGGUUUUUGUCUUUAAUGCUUCCCUCCCCACUUUAACAUACCUGCAAUAUAUAAUUAUUGUGGAAAAUUUGGAACACAUGGAGAAGUAAAGAUUGAACUUGCUGACUGCCCUAUUACCCCAACCUGCACCCCCAUGGAGAUAUUUUCUCCCCAUCCCCCCAAAGGCAGAGGAUGGAGAUCCCUGGGCUCCUCCAGGUGGGGCGUGGCACCAUGGUCUUUUCGGGUUUCCUAGGGGACAGGCCCCAUUGACCAUCGGAUAUGUGUCCCCAAGGUGGUUAGAGGCCAUCACCUCCCUGAGGUCAGCUCAGUGGGCGGGGCUGGGCAGCUCCUGGUGGUCUACCCACCAUGCCUGUUCAUCAGGUUGGUGUCUGACCUCUUUCUGGUGUCUGGUGCUGAUCCAGGCAAGGUGACAAGUGCUCAACAGAGAAGUCCUGGUUCCUUCAAGGAUGCUGGGAAGUGUAGGACAGAGCAGGCUGCGUUUAUGGUUUUUGCCAAGGCUUGACUUUUGAUGACUUUUCUGAAAAAGAUCAGGGGCAUUUUGUUUUGUUUUGUUUUGUCAUUUUUUUUUUUUCCCAGUAGAUGUUCCUAUUUGGUUUACAGAUAUAAACACUUGAACCAGGCGAUAUCAGCACUGCAAGUUGAUUUACCACCACAGCCAUUCUGUAGUACCCAUAUGAAACUGUUCCUUCCUAAGUUCUUUCUUUUUGCUUUUUUAAACAGAAAUCAUUUUCAUUAGGAUCACUACUUUCCCAUGUGCAUUUUACCACAAAAUUUGGUUCUAAUUUUGUUGGCUUGCUUGCUGUUAGUACACAUGUUAGCUUCUGCCAUUCUUUCCACCGUGUCCUGGGUAAAAUUUUGCAUAUCCGAGUGGUUGGAUUCUUUCAUCAGUUUUUGGUUAGUGACUUUCGUGGUCUGCAGUUUUAGCUGCUUUCAGUUUUAUUUUGUGUUGAAGUUUUUUCUAUGAGAUUGGAUUUUUACAGGGUCAGUUUUUAAAGGUUGCAAGAAGGGUGCUUUUUCAGUUUGCUUACUAUUUUCAACACAUGUUUUACGUGGGUAAUUUUAGCUUUGUUGAUCACCAGCUUUGUUUGGGGUGCUUGGUUUCUCUCAAGUCAAAUUAUCCCAGGUAAUCUGGCCAGAAGGCCCAUAGGGUCAGAAUGGCAGGUCAAAAUGUCUUGCUGCUUUCUUGAAGACUUUGAAACAAGCUUGCAAAGUACUGUCCUCCCUUUGGAUUUCUCCUGUCUGGGUGUUGCCAGGGCUCUCCUGUUAGCGACAGAGAAAAGAGGAGGUACUAGAAUUUGGCCUUCUAGGAAGGGUUGUAUUGUCCUUAUCAUCAGAAUCCCUCCCUCCCGUCCCUGUGACCUCCCAACUUCCCAAACACAUCUUGCCUGACCCUAGGCAAACGUGGAAAGGCGAGCUCUGGUACACCGGAAAGCACAGUGGAUGGGGAGGUAGGAGCCCCGUGCCGGGACAUGUCUUCUCUCCUUCUUGAACUCCUCUCCCCACCCAUCCACAGGGUUGCUGGCCAGAGAUCUGUCAGAGUUCUUCCGGGUUUCUCUUUCUCUGGGUGGGGAUGUGGACUCUUAGGAUGUCAGGAAGCAACUAUAGGAAACCCCCCUGUGUGGGUGGAGCAGAGGUGUUGCUCAGGGCUCUCUGCCUGGUUCCAGGUCCUGGGACCCUGCUCCCCGCCCCUGAACCCCAUCUCCCCCGGCUCCAGGACGGAGCUGGCCUGCCAUUGCAGUGGAUCUGCAGAAGAGGGUUCCAGAGUGUGCGGAGAGCGCGCUGGGGAGGGGAGCUAUUUGUUCCUUUGCAAUCAUCACUGUACUGAGCGGUUCCCUGGGACAGUUGGACCCAGGAGAACUGAAUUCAUCUGUGUCCCUGGAUGGCCGGUUGCAGGUGUCCCAUCGGAAAGGGCUCCCUCAUGUCAUCUACUGCCGCCUGUGGCGAUGGCCGGACCUGCACAGCCACCACGAGCUGCGGGCCAUGGAGCUGUGUGAGUUCGCCUUCAAUAUGAAGAAGGACGAGGUCUGCGUGAAUCCCUACCACUACCAGAGAGUAGAGACACCAGUUCUACCUCCUGUGUUGGUGCCACGCCACACAGAGAUCCCGGCCGAGUUCCCCCCACUGGACGACUACAGCCAUUCCAUCCCCGAAAACACUAACUUCCCCGCGGGCAUCGAGCCCCAGAGCAAUAUUCCAGAGACCCCACCCCCUGGCUACCUGAGUGAAGAUGGAGAAACCAGUGACCACCAGAUGAACCACAGCAUGGACGCAGGUUCUCCAAACCUAUCCCCGAAUCCGAUGUCCCCAGCACAUAAUAACUUGGACCUGCAGCCAGUUACCUACUGCGAGCCGGCCUUCUGGUGCUCCAUCUCCUACUACGAGCUGAACCAGCGCGUCGGGGAGACGUUCCACGCCUCGCAGCCAUCCAUGACUGUGGACGGCUUCACCGACCCCUCCAAUUCGGAGCGCUUCUGCCUAGGGCUGCUCUCCAACGUCAACAGGAAUGCAGCAGUGGAACUGACGCGGAGACAUAUCGGAAGAGGCGUGCGGCUCUACUACAUCGGAGGGGAGGUCUUCGCAGAGUGCCUCAGUGACAGCGCUAUUUUUGUCCAGUCUCCCAACUGUAACCAGCGCUAUGGCUGGCACCCGGCCACUGUCUGCAAGAUCCCACCAGGAUGCAACCUGAAGAUCUUCAACAACCAGGAGUUUGCUGCCCUCCUGGCCCAGUCCGUCAACCAGGGCUUUGAGGCUGUCUACCAGUUGACCCGAAUGUGUACCAUCCGCAUGAGCUUCGUCAAAGGCUGGGGAGCGGAGUACAGGAGACAGACUGUGACCAGUACCCCCUGCUGGAUCGAGCUGCACCUGAAUGGGCCUUUGCAGUGGCUUGACAAGGUCCUCACCCAGAUGGGCUCCCCAAGCAUCCGCUGUUCCAGCGUGUCUUAGAGACAUUAAGUGUGGUAGGGGAGGGCGGGCUUGGGGGAAAUGGCCAUGCAGGAGGUGGAGAAAAUUGGAACUCUACUCAACUCAUUGUUGUCAAGGAAGAAGAAAUCUUUCUCCCUCAACUGAAGGGGUGCACCUACCUGUUUUCGGAAACACACGAGCAAACCCAGAGGUGGAUGUUAUGAACAGCUGUGUCUGCCAAACACAUUUACCCUUUGGCCCCACUUUGAAGGGCAGGAAAUGGCGUCUGCUCUGGUGGCUUAAGUGAGCAGAACAGGUAGUAUUACACCACCGGCCCCCUCCCCCCAGGCUCCUUUUUUGAGUGACAGCUUUCUGGGCUGUCACGGUCCAACCAGAAACGCCCCUCUGUCUAGGACUGCAGUGUGGAGUUCACCUUGGAAGAGCGUUCUAGGUAGGAGGAGCCCGCAGGGGCCAUGCGGACCUCACGCCCAGCUCUCUGAUGUUUGUGACGGUGCCUCUUCCAAUGAACAUUCCCAGCCCAGCCCCAGCACUCCAGCAGACCCUGCCCCUCGUGAGCUGGAUAGACUUGGGGUGGGGAGGGAGGGAGUUUGUCUGUCUCCCUCCCCUCUCAGAACGUACUGAUUGGAAGGCGCGUGUUCAGCAGAACCUGCACACAGGACAGCGGGAAAAAUUGAUGAGCACCACCUCUUUAAAAACUCGCAUGCGUUUGUCCUUUUUCACUUUGAAAAGUUGGAAGGAUCUGCUGAGGCCCAGUGCGUAUGCAGUGUAUAGUGUCUAUUAUCACAUUAAUCUCAAAGAGAUUCGAAUGAUGGUAAGUGUCCUCAUGAAGCAGGAGGCCCCUGUCGUGGGACGGCGUUUGGUCUCAGGCAGCACCGCACUGGGCGCGUCUCCAGUCAUCUGUAAGAGCUCGCUCCAGAUUCUGAUGCAUACGGCUAUAUUGGUUUAUGUAGUCAGUUGCAUUCAUUAAAUCAACUUUAUCAUAUGCUCUUUUAAAUGUUUGGUUGAUAUAUUUUCUUUAAAAAUCCUGGGCUGGCACAUUGACUGGGAAACCUGAGUGAGACCCAGCAACUGCUUCUCUCCCUUCUCUCUCCUAAGGUGAAGCUUUUCCAGGUUUUGUUGAAGAGACACCUGCCAGCACUUCUGCAAGCUGAAAUUUACGGAAGCAAAUUCACCAGAAGGGAAAACAUCUCAGGCCGACAUAGGCAAAUGAAAAGGGCUAUUAAAAUAUUUUUACACCUUUGCAAAUUGCAGGCUUGGUUCAAAGAGGUCUGUCAAGAGGAUAUACCUCUUGGUUCAAAGAGGUAUAUCCCCCUGGGAUAUAAGAUGACCUAGCUCCCGGUAGAGGAUCGUCAGUGACAACUAUAGCAGUUGUAUUGUGUAAUAAGUACUGCUCCCAGCAGCAAUUCGGGAGAAAACUAGCCUAAAUGAUUUCAACUGGAAAAAAGAAAAAAGAGCCCUCUUCUUUUCCCAGCCUUUUGCAGAACACAAUAGACAGAACUGCCACCUUCAAUUGGUACUUUGUUCUUUGCUGCUGUUUUUGUAUAAAAUGACCUAUCCCACAUUUUUGCAUGGAUUUAAAAUCAAGGGACUUCCUAUGGAAGUCCUGUUUUAUUCCAGGUGAAGGGAAGAAAGUGUAUACACUUUUGGCAGGGUAUACACCUCAAAUGUGAUGAGAUUUCUGAUGUUGGAGGGAGAUGGAGAGGUUUCCUGAUGCCUCACCUGCAGGGUCCUGUGCCUCUGAAUCUCUAGCCAUGAGGUUUCCAGGUAGGACAGCUGCUCCCCAAGCCUCCUGAGGACACAGGAAGAGAUGGAAGGAGCACCUUGACAGACUUGUGUGAGUCUUCUCGAAGGAGUAUUGACUCAGAACCCAGAGACAACACAACACCCCUCACUUCCUCUGAGAGGGCCAAAUACUGUGAGUCUGAAGGAUGUGCCUGGUGUCGAAAUGAUCUGUGGCCUGUUGCUUACACAGGAAGCCCCCUGAACCUCCUGUACAUGGGUUCAUGUUCCCAGCCAGCUCUGAGACCCAGGACACAAAUACUCCAUUUUGGCUUCUGCUAGAGCAGUCAUGGUUCCUCUCCUAAAAGCCACGGGCAGCAGUUUCCGAGGGCCUGCAUUCUCCACCUGCUGCAUGAUUCUGUGAGGGCUUCCUGUGGCACACAGCCCUCUGGGUGCUUGGGAACUAGCUUCAGGCACAGCCCGAUUCUGGUGAUCCAGUGAUCUGCGGAGUCUGUCUUAUUCCAGGUGAAGGGGGGAGAAAAAGCCUAUACUUUGGCAGGUUAUGAACUUUGAAUGUGAUGAAAUGACACAUUUGGCUGCUUUUGGAUAGUGUCUUAGAACCCUCAUUGCUCAGACCUGAAGGCUACUUCCUUGGCCCUUUUUCUUUAUAGACUAGACCAUCGGAGGAGGAUGUGUGGGAUUGUAGGCAAACCCACCUGUGGCAUACUGAAAAUAAAUUUGAUCAUACCUAAGAGGUUAGGAAAUGGUGCCUUUCCCACCUUAGAGCGCUACGUAGGUGCUUUGGGCGUAUGUAACAUCAGUCUCCUUCCUUGAAGCCACAAGCUAGUUUUCUUAGUUUUAAAAUCCUGUGGUAUGAGUGGCAUUUGUAUAUUAAAACACUUUUUUAAAGGACAGUUGAAAGGGGCAAGAGGAAACCAGGGCAGUUCUAGAGGAGUGUCGGUGACUGGAUAGCAGUUUUAAGUGGCGUUCAUCUAGGCAGCACGACCGUGUGUGUUGCCGCUGCCCUGGGCUCCCCGCCAUGACAUCUUCACCUUGCAGCUUGUGCUGAGACUGACCCAAGUGUAGCUAGCACUGGGACAUAGAUCCUUGUCUUCAGCACCUUCCAAGGAGCCAACUUUUAUUCCCUUUCCUCUCUCCCCGCCCCACCUCGCUUCUUCCCAAUUUAGUAACUUAGAUCCUUCCAGCGCAUACAUAGGUAGCUACCCCAGCCGGUUUGGAUUACAGGCCUGUGCUGGAACAUCAUCUCAGUUGGCCACCUUCCUGGCAGGCUGUAGACCUGACAUUUUGAGACAAGCCUAGAGUCAGGAGCAGGGACUUUGACUCUUAGGAAGAGCACACAUGAGGACAAGGCUGCUGGCAGACGUCUCCAUUGUCCUUAUGUUGUCUGUGUUGUAUUUUCCUUUUUUUAAUUGACCAUGGUGAUUAUUUUUUUAAACCAUUGUUCAUAUACUGAAGUGAGCUAUAGCACAUUAUCGUGUGCUUAUUUUGUUUUAUUUUUCUCCAUCUCCCCUUGGCUUCCUAGAGUUUGGGCAUAUUCCAGGCUAAACGCUUUUACUGAAGACUACAGAAAGGUCUGAAGUAGUGUGUGCAUGGCAUGCACGUAUGUGAGUAAUCUGGGGAAGACGCAAAGAUCUGUUUCAUUCUUAGCCUCAGGCUCAUGAGGGUCUCCACAGGGCCAGAGCUCAGGUUACACAACCACUCCUUCGUCCUCACAGGAGAUGUAGGGAGAAGAAUCUGCAGGCUGCUUGUAGGACUGUUCACCAAGGGGAAUACCAGCAGCAAGAGGGCACACGUUUAGCCCUGGAUGCUGUUUCUUACUGUGUGACUUGGCUAGAGUUGGGAGUUCCCCCAAAACAUACGUGUCCCCAUUUUACCAGAACCAAACCUCAAGACAGCAAAGCUGUACCGUCUUUAUGUGGCAAAAAUGUUUCCUUGUAGGCCCCUUUCAGGUAACAGUCUUCACAAUGUAUUGCCAUCACGGUUUAAGGAGCAUCAGCAGCUUCUCAAGUGGGUAGGGAAAGCAGGAAAACGUACGCAAGAGGACAUGGAUCCAAAAUGAUGACGAAGCAUCUCCCAUGGGGAGGUGUUGGUGGGGAGAUGAUGGGCUAAACAGGCAACUUUUCAAAAACACAGCUAUCAUAGAAAAGAAACUUGCCUCAUGUAAACUGGAUUGAGAAAUUCUCAGUGAUUCUGUAAUGGAUUUUUUUUUUUAAUGCAGAAGUAAUGUAUACUCUAGUAUUCUGGUGUUUUUGUAUUUAUGUAAUAAUUUCUUAAAACCAUUCAGACAGAUAACUAUUUAAUUUUUUUAAGAAAGUUGGAAAGGUCUCUCCUCCCAAGGACAGUGGCUGGAAGAGUUGGGGCACAGCCAGUUCUGAAUGUUGGUGGAGGGUGUAGUGGCUUUUUGGCUCAGCAUCCAGAAACACCAAACCAGGCUGGCUAAACAAGUGGCCGCGUGUAGAAACAGGCAGCUCUGAGUCAGAUCUGGGCCCUUCCACUAGGGUCCUCUGAACCAAGCCCCACUCCCUUGCUAGGGGUGAAAGCAUUACAGAGAGAUGGAGCCGUCUAUCCAAGAAGCCUUCACUCACCUUCACUGCUGCUGUUGCAACUCGGCUGUUCUGGACCCUUACUUUGGUGUGUGUUGAGGGAUGGGGAAUAGAACAUUGACUAUGUUGAUUACCUUCACUAUUCAGCCAGCCUGACCUUUUAAUAACUUUGUAAAAAGCAUGUAUGUAUUUAUAGUGUUUUAGAUUUUUCUAACUUUUAUAUCUUAAAAGCAGAGCACCUGUUUAAGCAUUGUACCCCUAUUGUUAAAGAUGUGUGUCCUCUCGUUCCCUCUCUUCCUCUUGUAAGUGCCCUUCUAAUAAACUUGUCAUGGAAAAGCUCCUGUGCCAGGAGCUCAGUCUGA